AUGAUUUUCGAAGACGAAAGCAGUGAGGACACGUCCAGCCUGCCAUACAUGCACUCGGCCUCAUCCACGGACGAGCUUAACCAGGUCCCUUUCAGUGUUGAAGAUCCAGAUUACCAGGGGCCUGAGCUAGAAAUGAUGUCGCCAUGUGAGAAGCACAACAAGGCAUCUGAGAGGUUUGUCGCAUUUGAAGGAACAUGCAUAGGGAGAAGGUUCUUAGCAUGUGCAGAGCCGUGGCAUUGUUCUUGCUAUCAUGUGAAAUAUUCAGUUUGGGACUUCUACAGGUUUUAUGUUGCUGUUGUGGCAUUUUUAUGUAGUUGA
Messenger RNA from Triticum turgidum subsp. durum (durum wheat), 318 nucleotides. The record is from the annotation of a GenBank genome assembly. NCBI's taxonomy places the organism in Eukaryota, Viridiplantae, Streptophyta, Magnoliopsida, Poales, Poaceae.